CCCCCCGCCCGGGCCUGAACUAUGCAGAAAGCCGGACUGCUGCUAAGUGGCUGGACUCGAGCGUGGACAUCGGUGAGGAUGGCCAGCUCCGGGGUGACUCGCCAGAGCCCACUCGCGAAUAAGGUGGCCCUGGUCACAGCCUCCACCGACGGGAUUGGCUUUGCCAUCGCCCGGCGUCUGGCUCAGGACGGGGCCCACGUGGUCGUCAGCAGCCGGAAACAGCAGAAUGUGGACCGCGCAGUGGCAACGCUGCAGGGGGAGGGGCUCAGUGUGACUGGCAUCGUGUGCCACGUGGGGAAGGCGGAGGAUCGAGAAAAGCUGGUAGCCACGGCUCUGAAGCUUCACCGAGGGAUUGACAUCCUGGUCUCCAAUGCCGCUGUCAACCCUUUCUUUGGAAACCUAAUGGACGUCACAGAGGAGGUGUGGGACAAGAUUAUGAGCAUCAAUGUGACGGCAACAGCCAUGAUGAUAAAAGCAGUGGUGCCAGAGAUGGAGAAACGAGGGGGCGGCUCAGUGGUAGUUGUGGGUUCUGUAGCAGGCUUCGCUCGAUUUCCUGCUCUGGGCCCUUACAAUGUUAGUAAAACAGCUCUGCUGGGUCUCACGAAGAACUUCGCCGGGGAGUUGGCCUCAAAGAACAUCAGAGUGAACUGCUUGGCACCUGGGCUCAUCAAGACCCGUUUCAGCAGUGCGUUGUGGAUGGAAGGAUCGAGAGAGGACUUCAUAAAAGAAGCCAUGCAGAUUAGAAGGCUGGGCAAGCCAGAGGAUUGUGCCGGCAUAGUGUCUUUCUUGUGCUCCGAAGAUGCCAGUUACAUCAAUGGCGAGACAGUAGUGGUGGGAGGAGGAACCCCUUCCCGCCUCUGAGGACCCCCGGGGCAGAGGUUAAAACUCCAGCUGGUGUAUUUGUGUGUGCGCGCGCGCGCGCGCAGAGGGUGCCGUCCACCUUUGCCUCUGUGGCACUUCCCUGACGCUGCCUAACAAAAUCAGCUCUGCCCAGUGAUAAGUCCCUGCUUUCCCUGUGGUCCAAGUGUGGUCAGAUGAGCAUGCUGUUGCUAUGGCCUUGAAAAAGGCUUUGGGGAUGGGGCGGGGUGUGGUGAUAGGUAGCGGAAACGGGGAGGGGGGUGUUGCUGAGAAGACUGUGGCUACCUUAGUGAAGACCAAGUCCCCCUCACCUCCGUCUCUGGAGAAUUUGAGGGGAGAUAGAAGGGACCUGGAGUGAAAGGAACAGAGAUGGGAAUUAACAAUUUACAAAUAGGAUACAAAUAAAACGAAGAUGACCGAGCUGCUCUCAA
Acomys russatus (golden spiny mouse) is the source of this 1289-nucleotide messenger RNA. Its product is annotated as dehydrogenase/reductase SDR family member 4. The record is from RefSeq and is a predicted model, not a curated record. The transcript is spliced from 8 exons. Gene Ontology annotation, biological process: retinal metabolic process. Gene Ontology annotation, cellular component: peroxisome. Bases 22 to 861 code for a protein of 279 amino acids. Lineage: Eukaryota; Metazoa; Chordata; Mammalia; Rodentia; Muridae. Gene Ontology annotation, molecular function: carbonyl reductase (NADPH) activity.